UAUCCCAACCACAUGGUUCAUCGCAUAUGUCAUCUAAAUUUGAAGACGACGAUUUAUCAAAGGACAUGCUAUCCCGGAAGGAGGGGGUUCUGUCGCGCGAGCUGUGUGGCUUGAUGAAAAAUUUAUUCAAAUUAGAUGCAAAUGAGAAUCGUCCAGUGCAAGACUGUUCCGUGUCCCUUUCCAUUCAAGAUGGUCACAUGAAAGUCAAUUUUAAAGUCCCAGCGACAGAACAGCUCAUGCAAGAGGAAAUCGAAAAAAUCAAGCAAAAUGUUCUUAAAAAUAUCAAGGAUAUAGAUAUCGGUCUCGGUGUUGUGUCCAACACCGAUGACGUCAGUAUCUACAAGAAGGACGACAAAAUGUCAACCACAGUGGAAAUAAUAUUGACGACAACGAAGCCUCUUUCUGGUGUUACCGCCUCGACAACGUCACGUGAUACCGUUACUAAAUCUAAAUCCCAUAUAGAUACAGUAACUACUGCUGGUCCAAAAUCAACAACGGAGGAACAUAGGGCAGCAAUCGAGACUCAGGAGCGUGUAGAAUCUAAAGAUAAAACAACGACAUAUUCUUUUGCUGAAUUGAUAACAACAACAGAAACUCAAAUCCCCGAUCACACAAGUAUUGAUGACGUAGCAUUUUUAUCUCAUCUAAAUAAGACUGUUAAAGAUUUGAUUCAAAACUUUGAUUUAGAACUUGGAGUGACAAAAGACCCCAUUGAAAAUCAAAAUCAUCUAGUAAAUGACUUCGAACACCUUAAGCAUCACCUAAAUGAAAUCGCUCUUCGUAAGUCAGACCAUGUAACUUCCACGGAAAAAUCAGUUGUAGAUAGCAAAAAUAUUUCUGCGAAAGGACAUAUUAACCAUGAUAGGUUUAAUUUGACACUGGAUAAAAAUGAUACAUUUAAUUUCAAUGGGUUGCAGUUUCUUAAAGCAACUUCGAAAGCAGAAGGAGACACUAUAAUUAAAAAUAUGUCACUGGACAAUGAUGAAACAAACGGAAGCAGCUCAAAUACUUUUAAACAUGAAGCAAGAAUUAAUGUUACAGACAUCACCAAUGCAACAAAGUCAGUGGAUUAUCAAAAUCCUAUGUCUAGUGAUCCACUUGAUGACUCCUAUUAUGAUAUCAAUUUUACUGAUGGAUCAGAAUUGACAAAAACAAGAUCUAACAGCAAAGAAUUGGAAACACUCAAUGUCACGAAACAGUAUACCGCGACAGUUUCAAGCUUUAUUUCAACGACAACAGCUAGCAUUGAUCCAAGCAAAGUCACUCAGCUAUUUACAAUGACAGAUUUACACGCAGAACUCCUUUCAUCAGCAGUAGCAACUUCAACUAAAUCUUCACUGCAUGAUUUGAAUCUGGAUGCAAAUUCAAAACUAGGAAAAAAAGAUAAUGAUCAAAGUGGAGCAGUGGUAACAACAGUACCUGUAAUGAGUAGUCCUGGAUCAACGGAGUCAACUCCGAAAGCAACAACCAUUGUUGACUCUACUUCAGUGGCAGCCACUAAAACGACGACUUCACUGCAAGAUCUUUAUCAGGACUUUCUGUGGAAUUUUGGAUCAAGAUUAUCAACAACCUCGAAGCCUGACACAACUACUCAUGAUCACACAGCUCACAGCUCUCCACAUGCUGACAAACACCAUUAUGGAAUGUAUGGUCGAAGUCGUGCCCCUAUGCAUUUCACAAAGCAAACAAUUGGACCAGAAUUGACAUUAACUGAAAAAUCAACUUUUAAUUUUGAUGGCAUGUCUUUAGAUUUACCCACAGAAAAUGAAACUGCGAAACAAGUGCUUAAUAAGACAAGCAAGGAGAAUAAUAUUACGAAUUUACACAUGCAUGAUGAAUACGAUCCCCAUAAUAAUUCCAACUUUCCAAACUCUUUGCCUGCUUCUGCGGUGUCAGCAAAUGAAUUGUUUCAAGGGUUUGAAAAACUUAACUUUGAAGGAUUAUCGUAUGAUGAUUACAAAUCUCCAGAAAAUAACUGGACUUUGAGCAAUUCUGAUGGUACUCCUACUAUGAUAAACAAUAUAGAACAAAAGCAAGUUAGUCAAAUAAAAACAGAUAAGGUUUUUGAACACUCUGACAAAACCAAACCCUUUUCUUUGAUUAAACCUACUGCAAGCUUUUCAAAGAUCUAUGAAAAUUCAAAAUUUUCUUCCACUGUUUCAUGGAUAAGUUCUCAGGAACUUCUAGAAGGUUCUUCAGAAAGUCUGUUCAAGAGCCUUAUAGGGACAAAAAGCUCUUCAAACACUAUCUUGGAAGCAACUAUAAAUAUAUACUCGACAACCAGAGGAUUGAUUACAUCAUUUCCUUCUCCAUCGUAUUCGACGGAUUACGAACAAACGUUUAGUUUUCAUCCUCAUCAAAAAAAUUCACAAAGCUCACAAAUUACAAUAUCCUCUUUAAAGACAGAAAACAACUCGUCACUUGAUGUAAUAACUUCAGUAUCUGGAUUAGAACUGCCACCUCACUCACCAAAUAACCUGUCCACAAUACAGUCGUCUAUAAUACAAUCUUCUAAAUUCGUUGGGGAAGAUUCGUCAGUCAGUUUACAUAGUUCAAACAAGGAUUUUAUUUUAGAUGACUCUUUAUUCCAACAACAUUUAUCAUUUCCAGAGCAAAGACUUAUCGACCACACUUUGCUGAAGUUACCUGUUAUGUCAGUCCAACUUGCCCUCGACAGCUCAUUAUCGGCGAACCAUUACAGAUCCCUUCAGGCUAAUGGAUUUGAAGUAGUAACCCCUUUGACGAAGUCAUCAAAUGAACCUUUAGAUUGGCAUUCUUUAUACAAUAAAACGGAAAAUACAUUCAUCUCAGAAAAAUUGGAUUCAUUCUCAAAGACAUCUCUUCAGCUUGACAAAUCAUCAAUUAGUUCAACUCUCACUACAUUACCACCUAAUAAACCAUCUGCUUCCCCUGAAGAAAGUCAAAAUGAUGACUUUCCAAACAAAAGUUUUUAUUUUCCUGUAUAUCACGACAUCAUUAAGGAUACUGCUUUGAUUUCUCAUAGUGUUCCAUCACCAGAGAUAGACCAAAACUUUUUUCUUGAAAACAGCCCUUCCAACAUUCAGUUUUCCAUUCUUCCAAGCAUAACAAAGUUCUCAAUACAAGAUUCUUCAACAUCUUUACCACUAGCAUCACCCAAACUACCCUCAUUCACAAUGCAUAGAAGAAUAUCGAUACCAAAAAUGUCAGCAUUCCAAGAGAAAUAUAAUACAAAACAUAGUUUCUCCUCAAAGAUAUUGAUACAUCCAACUAAGACUUCUGGCUUAACAAGUCAUGAAACGCACAAGUCAUUAUCUCUUAAUACCAUAUCAUUUCCGGUGGAUAUGGCAACUUUGACAUUUCCAGAUCAGAAUUGGAAUAGAGACCAGGGCCUGUAUUCCAAUCAACAUGACAAGCACCUAUACACUUCAACAAAAAAUGACAGAGUUCCAAUUUUAUCAUCUUUCUUGCAGGAAAGCUCCGCUGAUUAUUCAUCUCGUUUCUCAUUGUCACACAUAUCUUCAUCCUUCUCAAUAUUAGCAUUAGGCUCCUCAAGUAUAAAACCAUUUCGUAGCGGAGACGUUGGGGUAUUUGCAACAAAUAUUCCUUGGGAUGCUCUUGAUAUAAAACCAACCAAAUCAACCUAUUUAUACAGUGUUUCAUCGCAUCAUGAAAUGGAAAAUAAUGAAGGAGGAACUAGUCCCGAUAAAUUAUUUGUAAGAAAACAUGAGAAAGAAUCAAGUGUUCUCUAUCCAAGUUCUUCGUUUCUGGAAUUUUACACAGAAAUCAAUACCAAAACUUAUCAUAAUACUCAUUCGAUAUCUGUGUACACCGUAACCCACGAGCCUAUCGUCUAUCUUACCAUUGAUACAAGGCCACUGAUGGAAUCAUCUUUAUCCAUACAGCCGACACCCAGGGUAUCUUUCCAAGCAACUUUCUUCCGGGAUCGUAAAAAGCUAGAGGAUCUUCCUCAUCAAGGUAAAAGAGGUAUAUUGAGAAUAAAAAGUGUUUCCAACAACCCUGGAGAAACUACAACGGGAAGUCCUAUUAAUGUGGAUAACACUUCAGCUAGACCGAAAUUGUCAGCAUCACAAGUCGCAGAUCUUCGAAAAAAUCUAGCCCGUAUGAGAGCUGCUAGAAUGCGGAAUUUCCGAAGGAGACAAAAUUUGCUUGCUCGUAGGCAGUCUGGAAUUAUGAAUGAUUUUCCACUAAGACGUCAAAUUUCGGGAAGUAAUACUGCAAAUACCUUAGUGGGACGAGGUCUUGGUGUGGAUGGUAAUGGCAGAAGAAACCUACAACGACCUACAGCAGCACCUAGAGCUGUGAGGACAACUCAAAAUCCACGGCAACGAAUAGAUAGAAAUAGACUGUUCCCAGGAUUUAACACAGGCAAUCAAUUUAAUCAAAAUUUUUUCAAUAAUAUACGCUGGAACGGAUAAUAAGCGGAUACAUUUGUUUCCACUGUGUUUUGAAUCAUUGACGAACAUUUGCUGAAUACUGUGUGUUUACU
Saccostrea cuccullata (small rock oyster) is the source of this 4489-nucleotide messenger RNA. RefSeq lists its product as uncharacterized. The annotation marks the transcript as partial. The record is from RefSeq and is a predicted model, not a curated record. The transcript has 4 exons. Lineage: Eukaryota; Metazoa; Mollusca; Bivalvia; Ostreida; Ostreidae.